Danio aesculapii is the source of this 2177-nucleotide messenger RNA. RefSeq lists its product as uncharacterized. The record is from RefSeq and is a predicted model, not a curated record. The transcript is spliced from 2 exons. Bases 61 to 765 code for a protein of 234 amino acids. NCBI's taxonomy places the organism in Eukaryota, Metazoa, Chordata, Actinopteri, Cypriniformes, Danionidae.
CCAUUUGCUCUGCUGCAUCCUCUCUUUCACCACUGCUGCUGAACUAAAGGAUCUUUCACAAUGCCACGUCCAGUUAAAGAAAUGCAGAUGAGGACUGUUCCGAGAAAACUAAGAACUAUACACGAUCUCCAAAUGAGUCGAUUUGGUAAGCCGUGGCCCAAACACGGACUCCAGCUCUUAUACUGGUUUGUGAAAGAGUGCAUUUGGGAAAACGAUGACGAAAUGUUCCUGGCGUGCGACCCGACGACAGGAAUCUUUGGCUUUCACCCCUUUGAGAACAGAUGCAACGACCGCAACGAGCAACUUCUUCCAGACAUGGAUUCAUCAUACUAUGUGGUCGGGAAUCUGUAUUCGCCUCAAGCAAACAUGUUGAAGGAUUAUGUGAAAAAAAAUAAGGACGUGCAGAAUGAUCUCCAAAACACAGACCGCAUCAUCGUCACCACCACGCAACAAAAGCAGUGUUUUGGGAAAAUAUACGCAACCACACACAAAGAUAAGUUUGAUUAUAACCCAAACGACACAUUUCACAUCUCAAGGAGCCUCCUGAAGAGCAUCCAAUCAUUUGAGAGUGUUGAAGAUUUUCUGAGUAGCGUUGGAUAUGGUAAAGUCUCUUAUCAGAUGUGUUCGGUAGCCUGUGUUCGAGUGCUUGUUGAUGAUUCGGAUUUAAAGGAUGAGAUGGAAUCAAAGAGCAGCACCACUGAUCAUGCUGAUGCUGAUACUGAUAGUGAGAAACAGCUUCGAAACUGUGGCUGCACCAUACUCUGAAAAUCAUUUUAGGAGUAAAAGGGAGUUCAAAAGUACACUGGAAAGUCAAGGGUGUGAUUUUUUACAUGCUUUAAAAUCACGCUUGCUAGGUUAGUUUAGAAUUUCCAAUAGCAUCUGGCUACAUGCAAUCUCAGACAUGCAGUGUCAGACACAUGCACUCAAUAGAGCUGUUGACAUCGUUGUGAGGAGGUAAGGCAAAGGCCCCUUAAAGCCGCCUUUCCACUGCAUAUGACAAGCGACAGACCAGAAGUCAUUUAUUUUUAAUGGAGAGUAGUCCGGGAUCCGCGAUCAUGUCCUUAUGCGGAAAAUGCGGAUCCGAUUUGAGCUGCGGAUACGAUGAAAUAUUUCUCCUGCCAUUAGACCAUAUGCCACCGGCCGACUGGAUGUGAUGUAUUCCAGUGUUGUCCAAGCCAACACAAUCUCACGGCAAUUCGUAACUUUUUGAUUUAGUGGAUAAUUCGUACGAUCUAAUUCGUACAGUUUAGUACGAUUUGCUCAUCCCCCAAUGACGGUUGGGUUUAGGUGCCACGCCUCCUUUUUAAAAUCGUACAAUUUCGUAUGACUGAACUCAUACGAAUUCGUACGAAUUAGCCACUAAACUGGCAAAACGUAAAAUUCUUAGCUUUCUCGUGAGAUCAGGCUGUCCAAGGAGGUCCGUGCGCGCGAAAUGAGAAAUAGUAGUUUUAUCAUUAUUUUUUAAAUCAGAAAAAAAGUCUAUAUUAAAAACAUUUCUAUUCAUAAAUGAGUAAUAAUGUUAUAAAAGUAAUGUUAUAAAUGAGUUUAUAAUGUUAUAAAGGCCAGACAGAAUCUGCGGAUAUUUUUUGCUAUUUCUACGCAGAAAUUUGUAAUAUUUUCUGCAGAUUUCUGCGGAAUGAUUUUAGGAGUAAAAUCUAAAUAAAAAGAUAAAAAGGUUUUAUUUUUAAUUUCAUAUAUUAAGUUUGUUAUGAUACUCCUAAAAUCAGUGAUUGACUCCUGUACUAGUAGGCGGGGCUUCAUUUGCCAAAUUGACCAUUACACUUUUUCCCUAUUCAAAAGUGACAUGUCUUGUGUAUUCUAGAGUCCUUGGGUAGGGUUAAGUAUCUGCAUGAAAAGCAUUGCAUGCAGUCUCAGCUUGUAUGUGCACCCGGUUUGCAGCCAGACUCUUCUCAGAAUUUCUUCACUGACAGUAGGAGGUCUGUAUUGAAUAUAUGUAUUGAAAUUUAGGUUUAAGAGCACUAGUCUAGAAUUUCUGCACUGACAUUAAGAUAAUUUUAGUUUAUUUUUUUUUACUUGACUACAAUGAUUUAUUCAUACGCACUCAACCAGUUAUGUACCAAACAAAGCAUGUAACCUGACUAUUUUUAUAUUCUUUUGACAUAAUUAUGCAAUGAUUUGUAGAGAUGCAUGGCUAUAAAUAAAAUUCAAGACUACAG